Molecule: messenger RNA, 1175 nt
Organism: Venturia canescens
Lineage: Eukaryota; Metazoa; Arthropoda; Insecta; Hymenoptera; Ichneumonidae
Gene: SkpA
Product: SKP1-related A
Exons: 3
Coding region: 241-729 (162 amino acids)
Biological process (GO): SCF-dependent proteasomal ubiquitin-dependent protein catabolic process
Cellular component (GO): nucleus; cytoplasm
Molecular function (GO): cullin family protein binding
Source: RefSeq, a predicted model, not a curated record
AGAUUGUCGCGGGACGCGUGAGCGGGGAAGAGAACAAAAACGGCUGUGAGCUGUUAACGUAAAGGUUGACCGUAAACGAAGACAGACGAGCGCUGCUAUACGGAAGGACAGAAGCGUCUCGCAGUGAGACAUUUGUAACACAAAACCAAAUUUUUCCUGUGUCUUAUAAAGUUUAACCAAAUACAUACGACAUACGAUUCAUUUUCUGAAACACGGAAGUACGGGAUACAAAUUUUUGAGAUGCCGAAUAUUAAACUGCAGAGCUCCGACGGUGAGGUUUUUGAGGUUGACGUAGACAUUGCAAAAUGCUCCGUCACCAUAAAAACCAUGCUCGAAGAUCUCGGCAUGGACGAAGAUGAAGAAGAGGUUGUCCCUUUGCCAAACGUCAACUCUGCUAUUCUUCGCAAAGUCAUUCAGUGGGCUACUUAUCACAAAGAUGAUCCUGCACCAGCCGAAGAUGAUGAGAAUAAGGAAAAGCGUACCGACGAUAUCAGCUCUUGGGAUGCUGAUUUCCUAAAGGUCGAUCAAGGUACGCUGUUCGAAUUGAUAUUAGCCGCAAACUACCUGGAUAUCAAAGGGCUGUUGGACGUGACGUGUAAGACAGUGGCAAACAUGAUAAAGGGAAAAACGCCAGAAGAGAUCCGCAAGACGUUUAACAUAAAGAAUGAUUUUACUGCAUCGGAGGAGGAGCAAGUUCGCAAGGAGAACGAAUGGUGCGAGGAGAAAUAGAUUGAGCGUUGGUAGUGAAAAACUGUUGAGCCAGUCCUGCAACGCCUCAUACGUAUUUUUGUUUUCUUUGUGAAUUUUGUAUUUAAUUAAUCCCGGUCUCGAAAUUGAUUCCACAAGAGGUUGAAAGUUUGAUCGAAAAAUCGCCUCUUCAAGAACACAAGUUUUUUUUUCGUCCGGAGUUGAACUCAAAUCCUCUCCACUCUAUACGUAAUAUCAUUUUGACUUGUGUAUGGUGUGUCGUCAUCUAGACUUUAUCUCGUAACCGAGCGUAGCAUAGAAAAAAAACAAGAAACAAAUUUAAAGUGAUAGUGUUUUAAAGUUUAAGAUUUGUGGUAAUCGCAGCGAAUAUUUCUCAUCCCCAAAGUUAUUACUUUUCUCUCACUAUUCAUUACCAUCCCAAAUCGCCUUUAACGAGCUAAAUAACGAAUAAAAUUAUUAUAAAAGUA